Messenger RNA from Balaenoptera ricei (Rice's whale), 10116 nucleotides. RefSeq names its product NEDD4 binding protein 2 (gene N4BP2). NCBI's taxonomy places the organism in Eukaryota, Metazoa, Chordata, Mammalia, Artiodactyla, Balaenopteridae. Gene Ontology annotation, molecular function: ubiquitin binding. The transcript has 22 exons. The coding region runs from base 1241 to 6637 and encodes 1798 amino acids. The record is from RefSeq and is a predicted model, not a curated record.
GUUUUGCUUUUGAAGAUUGGGAGAGAGUGAAGAGGCUUAUACACGGCUGUGUCUAACACGGUUACCGCGCAGCUUGUUUCGGCCGAAAUUACGGGCCCCUUAUUGCUACGUUCACCAGCUCAAAACGGCUCCCGCCUUCCCCGAAAACCCGACGCAUUGAAAAGGGCUUGCUUCUCCGUGUGACCCCACGACAAGGAGAGGGGGAAACACGUCAGGCUUUCGGGCGAGCUUUUUUCGGGGGCGGGGAGCGGCUCAGAUGCGGCAGAACCGGCCAGGCCGGGACCCGCUCUCAGUGGGGAGCGGGAGAGGCGGGAGCGCCCGCGGGCAGGGGUCGCCGGGGCCGGCCCUGCGGGGCGGGCCGACGCGCUCCAGCGGAGCUCGGGAACGAGCCAGAAGUCGUGGCCGGGAGCCGGCGUGGGUGGGGGAGGCGGAGAGCAGCGAUCCACCUGGGCGACGUGGCAACCAUUCCCUACUCCCCGAGACCCCUCCCCAUUCGGCCGCCCACCCGCCCUCUCGCGGCUGGUUGCUGCGAGGCUGCUCUUCCCCGGCCGGACGGAGAGCGGCAGUGUCUCUCCGCCGGGCGCCCGCCGCGCGUCUGCCCCCGCAGCCAGCGCUGCUCGCCAGGCCUGCGCCGUGCCGGAGAGCCCAGUGGCGGCGGCGGGAAAGGGCUGCGGAAUCGCGGCGCUGCGUCUCACACUCGACGACGCGGCCUCGGCCUCGACGCCCUCCGCCCGUUCUCGGAGCAGAUACGCUUCUUCACAAAGUGGGACCUGGUUCCUGGCGCACAGGCUUACCUACUUAGAGACUCAUGUCAGAGGAUCUACAUAGAGUUGCUCACAUGCCUGUCCUUUGACCAGUUCCUGCAGCUGAGGGGAUGAGAUAUUUUAUUCAUGGGAAAGAGAUGCCCUGUAUUAUGGACCUGAGUAUUCCAGGUACCGAAAUGUAAGAAGACAUUAUGUUGGAUAACAGGAAGAGCUGUAGAGUUUGCAGGUGUCAACUGUGGCCUUAAUAAGCACAUUGAUAGCAUCAGUGAUAGACAGAUGGCUCAUGUGGCUGGUGGCUGCCAUAUUGACAUUGCAGUCCUGGAAGAUGGAGAGAGCUAUGACACAAUAAAUUUAAUUAAAAGGUCCUAUUACUGCUGGAUUGUGCAAGAUAUUUAACCCUAUUUUCUUUGAGGUAUGACUUAAAUAUCAAACAUCUUAAAUAAGAGAAGGGAAACAUUUUAGUUUUGGAAGUCAGAAUGCCAAGGAGAAGGAAAAAUCUUGGGGGAAAUCCUUUUCGGAAGACUACAAACUCUAAGGAAGUUGUAUCCAGUGUUGCUAGUCAUGAGGAGCCAACCACUACUCUUCCUUCCAUGUGUGAGACAAAAGUUGAUCAGGAAGAACUCUUCACCAGUAUCUCAGAGAUGUUUUCUGAUCUGGAUCCUGAUGUAGUGUAUUUGAUGCUUUCUGAAUGUGAUUUCAAAGUUGAAAAUGCCAUGGAUUGUCUAUUAGAAUUAUCAGCCACUGAUGCUAAAAUAGAAGAAUCGCCUUCAAAAAGCUUCGUUGCUUCUGAGAACCAAGUAGAUGCAGUGGGAUGUGAAAUAAUGGAAAAGUGUCCUCCUGAAGAAGAGAGUGAAGAUUCAAAAAUGGAUUCAUUUUUGGACAUGCAGCUAACUGAAGACUUAGAUUCCUUAAUACAGAAUGCUUUUGAGAAAUUGAACUCUUCUCCUGAUGACCAUGCAUACUCAUUUUUGCCUUUGCGAGAUGUUAAUAAUUUUAGUAACCCCAGUGCAUUUAUAAAUUCAGAUUCAAGUAGUACAACUCCUAUUCUUUCUACCCAAAAUAUGGAUUUGAACAGUGAAAAUGUAGAGAGUUCUGCCUCUACAUUGAGUUCAAAUUCCUUAACUUCACAUUCACUUUCAAAUGAGUCCAAAAGUUUUACAAAGGAUAACACAUUGGCAUUGGAAGAUUCUCUUCUCAGUAGUUCUUUAAAUGUAGCAAAUGACACUAUGGUGGAUUGUAGUAACCAAAUUCAGAAAGAGCUUUUAGAAUCUGCAUGUGUUGAGACUCAGUUCUCUCAAGCCCCUGUAGAUUUGGAUGCCAACGAACUUCAGGCUCCUUUAAACCUUACUGUGCAAAAUCUGGGGCUUGGUUUACUAGGUACAGGUGGAGAUCAGAAAUCUUCUGUCCCUGAUGUUUUUGUACCUUCUGAAGAAUUCAAUUUCCAGUCACACAAACAUACUGAACUGCCACCAAAGGGGAAGGAUGUGAAUUACUGCCCAGUACUUACCCCUCUCCCUCUACUGCUGCCUCCUCCUCCCCCUCCACCAAUGUGGAAUCCAAUGAUUCCUGCUUUUGACCUCUUCCAAGGAAACCAUGGCUUUGUAGCUCCUGUUGUAACCACAGCUGCACACUGGAGACCUGUCAACUAUACGUUUCCACCCCCGGUUAUUUCUCAUACUUCCCCAACAAAGGGAUGGAGAAAUAAAGAGGGAACAAGUGCUUAUCAGGUACAAGAAACUCCAGUUUCUCAGGUUGUAAGAAAGAAGACAUCAUCUUAUGUUGGACUAGUUCUUGUUCUUCUCAGAGGGCUUCCGGGAUCAGGAAAAUCUUUUUUGGCAAGGACUUUGCAAGAGGAUAAUCCAAGUGGAGUCAUUCUUAGUACUGAUGACUAUUUUUACAUAAAUGGACAAUACCAGUUUGAUGUAAAAUACUUAGGAGAAGCACAUGAAUGGAACCAGAAUCGUGCAAAAGAAGCAUUUGAAAAGAAGGUAUCUCCUAUAAUAAUAGAUAAUACAAAUCUACAGGCAUGGGAAAUGAAGCCAUAUGUUGCUUUGUCUCAAAAACAUAAAUAUAAAGUCCUUUUCCGGGAACCGGAUACAUGGUGGAAAUUCAAACCAAAGGAACUUGCAAGGCGUAAUAUUCAUGGGAUAAGCAAAGAAAAAAUAACAAGAAUGUUGGAACACUAUCAACGUUUUGUUUCAGUGCCCAUAAUCAUGAGUUCUUCAGUUCCAGAGAAAAUGGAACGUAUCGAGUUGUGUGCAUAUUCUUGUGACAGAAGUACUAGCCCAAGAGACAAUGAAGAUAUUGCCUCUGAAAAAGAAGAAAAUGUUUUAUCCUCAUCUCUGAAGCAUCCAGAGUUAAUUGAAGAGAAGAAACAUGGUGUGACCAAAGAAAAUUUGUUACCUGAGAACGUUACAUAUCUCCCUAAUGCAGAUUUAAACAACGGAAGAAAAGAAAUAAGUGGUAUGAAUCCUAACAAUCAGAAUGCUUUCAUUCAGGAAGCUCCAGACAUUUAUUUUUCUGAUUCUGAAAGCAAAGAACGAGCAACAGACAAAAGUGAAAAAGAAGAACCAGUAGAAAUGGCUCCUGAAAAAGAGUGUAGUAAAACCAAUGCAGAUAGUUUUGUAGAGAGAAUAUCACCAAGUAUUUGCUAUGGUGGAAAUAAUCAAGAAGACUGGGGUCUUUCAAAUACUGUACCACUUCAAAAUGAAAAAUCUUCAUCUAGUGAAAUGCUGGAAGAAAGAGCAGGAGUAAAGAAAAAAGCCUUUGGAAAACAAAAAAGCAAAUCAACUUCGGAAAAGUUCCCAAGACAAGAGCUGUCUUUUGUUGGUGACUGGCCAGUUGAUAAGUCUAUCGGUCAGAGGACAAAAAGGAACCGAAAAACUGAAAAAGCUAUAUCUAUACAAAGUGACAAAAAGUAUAAUUGCCCUCAGUCACAUAAAGUAUUAGACAGUAGUUUAUCUGUGAGUGUAGAUUGUAUCCAGCCACGAGGAUCUCCACAUGAAAACAUAGAGGAUGACAGCAAGUCACAGUGUGAUGAUGCCUCAGAAUCUUUCAAUAGCUGUAAAUAUGGUACUUAUAAAAAUACUGAAGAAGACUCAUUCAACAUUGUGGGUGACUGGCCUUCAUCUGAUUCUUUAGCUCAGAGAGAACACAGAUCAAGAAUGCCAAAGGCUGGCUUAAAUGAACCCAACCUAGAAUUUGGAACUAACAACAGUAUGAAUGAAAUGUCCUUAUAUACAGCACGUGAGGCCUGUUGGGGCACAAGCCCUGAAGAACUAAAAACGUUGGGUAGUUCUACUCGAGGAAGUUCUGAAAUGCUGCCCAAUGAAAUGACCUGUGAGAAUAAAACUUGUCCAAGUAAAAAGAUUCAUAGGCAACACACAUUGUCUCUUACUUUUACCAAUAGUGUGCCAACUGCUCCUGGAGGAGUGGGACCACAAACUUUAGCUGAAUUUCAAGAAGAAAAGACUAAAGAAGUCCCUGGAAUAGAAGUAGGCAAGUGUACUCAGACUGAACCACAGGAUUUUGCUCUCUUAUGGAAAAUAGAAAAGAAUAAAAUUAGUGUUUCAGAUUCUCUGAGAGUAUUAACAGGAAGAUUAGAUGGAUUUAAACCGAAAGCUUUCAAUAUUAACACAAAAUUAGAUGUUCAAGAAGCAAUUCCAUAUAGGGUAAUGUAUGACAAAAGCACAUAUGUUGAAGAAAGUGAGCUUACCAGUGCUGAUGAAUCUGAAAAUCUAAACAUUCUUUGUAAACUAUUUGGAUCGUUUUCAUUAGAAGCCCUAAAAGACCUAUAUGAGAGGUGUAACAAAGAUAUUAUUUGGGCCACAAGCCUUUUAUUGGAUUCUGAAACUAAAUUAUGUGAGGAUACUGAAUUUGAGAAUAUAAAAAAGUCAUAUGAUGAAGCACAAAUUGGGCCAUUUUCUCUGGGACUGAAUUUGAAGGAAAUUAUUAGCCAAAGAGGAAGCUUAGAGGAGUCUAAUUCUUCUGUGCCAGAAUUUAGCCAUGGAAUUGGUAUCAGUAACACUAAUGUACAGUCUACCUGUAAUUCAGAAAAGGAAAACUUAGAGCAGGCAGAAAUAAGAGCUAUAACUACUGAAAAACCUGGAUUAAUAACAGGUAUAUUUCCUAAUGUAGAUCUCAAGAAUAAUAAUGAAGUACUUCCUAAUAGUCAGGCAGAACUUUCAGGUUUAUAUAAUGUUAAGCAGUUUUUUCCAGGCACUCUAAAAGCUACUACCACUAAAAAUGUGAGUGAAAUGGGGAAGAAUCCAGAAGUCACUGAGAUUGGAGACAGUAUACAUUCUUCUUUGAAUUUGUCUGAUAUUUUAAAUUCUGUAUCGAGCACUUCGGAUCUUGAAUUACAUGAAGAACUUUAUUUUACUGACUCUUUUGACAUAAAUAAAAGUGAAAAUCUUCCAAAGGAUUAUGUGAAAUUUCCAAACACAGAAGAAUUUAUGAAUGAAGAUGAACAGGAAGUGGAAAAAAUUCUAAUGGCAGGGAGUGCUUUGUCAGCUGGAGUUACUGAAGAAGAUAAGACUGAGACAUUGAAUCCCACGCCAGUGAUGGCCAAAUCGCUGACCAUAGACUGUCUGGAAUUGGCAUUACCCCCUGAACUGGCUUUUCAGCUCAAUGAGUUAUUUGGCCCUGUUGGUAUUGAUUCAGGGUCCCUAACAGUUGAGGAUUGUGUGGUUCAUAUAGAUCUGAAUCUGGCUAAAGUGAUUCAUGAAAAAUGGAAAGAAUCUGUAAUGGAGCGACAAAGACAAGAAGAGGUAUCCUGUGGCAAAUUAAUGCAAGAUCCUUCCCUGGUUGGGCGUGUUGGUCUUGAUAAUCCAGAACAAAAAUCAUCUCAGAGAACGGGCAAAAAAUUACUGAAGACUUUAGCAGCACCUGAAAUGCUACCCUUAUUGGAUCAUUGGAACACUCAUACUAAAAAAGUAUCACUCAGAGAAAUAAUGUCAGAAGAAAUUGCCUUACAGGAAAAGCAUGAUUUGUUUCUGCCCAUUGAGGAGAAUAUGUUUUUGAGGACGUUGUUCACAGCAUCACACAGUGUCCCUUUUAUGAGGACCCAUGGGAGAAAUUUCUCUCAGAAAAGGGAGCCGCUUAUAUUUGAAAAAGAUUGUGCCACUAAACUAAAGGAGAAGCAGCUCUUUAAGAUAUUUCCAGCCAUUAACCAAAAUUUUCUGGUGGACAUUUUCAAGGACCACAACUAUUCAUUAGAACACACAGUGCAAUUUCUAAAUUGUGUUCUUGAAGGAGACCCUGUAAAAACGGUGGUAGCACAAGAGUUUGUUCACCAAAAUGAGAAUGUCACUUCUCAUACUGCACAGAAGUCUAAGGAGAAAAAGGCAAAGAAAUUGAAAGAGACUGAAGAUAUACCAAGCGAGCCAUCUUUCCAGGAUUUUGAGUACCCAGAGUAUGAUGACUACAGGGCAGAGGCUUUCCUGCACCAGCAGAAGAGGAUAGAAUGCUAUAGCAAGGCAAAAGAAGCUUAUCGGAUGGGGAAGAAAAAUGUUGCCACGUUUUAUGCCCAGCAAGGUAGUCUCCAUGAGCAGAAGAUGAAAGAAGCCAAUCACCUUGCUGCUGUGGAGAUCUUUGAGAAAGUCAAUGCCUCCCUGCUGCCACAGAAUGUUUUAGACCUCCAUGGGCUGCAUGUGGAUGAGGCUAUAGAACAUUUGAUGACAGUUUUACAGCAGAAAACUGAAGAAUUUAAGCAGAAUGGUGGUAAGCCCUAUCUCUCUGUGAUUACGGGGAGAGGAAACCACAGCCAGGGAGGAGUUGCUCGCAUCAAACCAGCUGUCAUUAAAUACCUCACAAGCCAUAGCUUCAGGUUCUCUGAAAUUAAACCUGGGUGCUUGAAAGUCAUGCUAAAGUAAAAUAAAUGUCCUUGACUUAAAAAUGUGAAGGUUUGUAGGUUAAAAUUAGUUUUAUUUGCAGUAAUUUAGUCAACUGUACUGUAAAUGUGUGUUUUAUUAGAAGUAAUGUCCAGUUAUAAAACAGAAAAACAUUAUGUUUUUCAAAAUUCAAGAGAAGUUUAAUUUUUUACUGAAUCACAUGCCAAAUAUGUUGUCUAUUAAAAGUAUUAAAGAGAAUUUUUACUGAUUACAAAAUAUCUAAGAAAAUUAUCAGCUGCAGUUUUAAAGAUUGAAAUGCUCUGAUUCUUUCUCAGACAGAAAAUGUAACCUUUAUAUUAAUUGUUGUUUGACAUUUAGUAAAGUCUUAAAGGCUUCUAUGAGAGGUAUUUAAAGUGCUUUGAGACCUGGUUCAUGCCCUUCAAAGGCUUGUAUUUAAAAAAGAAGAAGUACUAGUACCAGCAGUAAUGAAAGAAAGGAGAUCUAACAAAAACACUUGAGUGCUUUUUGAUUUCAAAACAAUACAAAAAAAAUCAUUUUGCCGUAUCCUACAGGAAGGAAGACAUGCUGUUGCACUUUCUUCUGCUUUGUAUAUGAUCAUGAUCUCUUACCUUUUGUUCCUUUGUUCUGUGUGUGUACAUUUUCUAGGAGUAAAGUUGGAGUCUGAGAUUAUAUUGCAGUUUUAUACCUUCCAUAGGCAGGCAAGUUUUCAGAGAAGGAGAAAUGGUUAGAUAUCUACCAAGUGCUGCUGUCUUAUAAAACUGCUUCUAGUCUUAUAGAACUGUCUGUGUAAGUGGUAUUGAAGACAGUACUAAAGAGCUAUAUUUUGUAUUUGAGGCAUGUAAUUUCUAAACUACAGUAGGUCAAAAUCCUAUUAACUUAAAUAGAUAUAGAAAACAUUUUUGAUAUAAUCAUAAAAGAAAUUCUUACAAUUUAAAAGUUUUUUACCUUUAUUUUUAAAAAGAACCAACUUUCUGAAAGGAAACUUUCAUUGACUUCUGUUUUUUGGUAAGCUAAAAAGUCCUGUUAGUAUGUCAGUUAUAAUUUCCUUUACACAAGUUUAGUGUGGCGAAGUAUAAUUUUCCAAUGUGAGACACUGGCUUAAAUAAAUUUGACUUUGGAUAUGAAGGAUAUUUUCAACAUAUGUAAUUUUAGCAAACAAUUGUAUUGCUUUUUGAUAGGCUUAAAAAAUUAUUUGGAUCAGGAAUGAUAGGAUUGAGCUAUUACUGAAAGAAUCCUGAAUUUCAGAAUGGUUUCCCAAAAGAACAGACAUUUUAAUGAAAAUGAAAUUCAAAAAAUGUUUUUAUAUAACAUGAAAGCAUGCUUAUAAAAGAAGAGCCAUAUCAUUGAAUUUAUUUCCACAAAAAUAAAAAUAUAUGUUUAUUACUUAGAAAUAGUGACUGAUAUUGAAGUAUUAUUCACAUUUGUUAUGUUUGUGGUAAUUUGUUAAAAAAAAGAAAAGAAUGCCAACAGUUUGGUAUUAUGUUUUUUGUGAUGUCUAGAAGAAUUGUAUACACUAAAAAUAAAGCAAUUCCUUUCAGCAACUUAUUAUAAAACUACAACUGUUAAUGAAAUAAAAUCUUUCUAUGUAUAAAUUGAUACGAUUUAAGAAAUGUGAAUAACAAUACUAAAACCUAGAAUUAUUCUAGUGUGUGCAGCUGCAUACUCAUUUUCUGUGUUUUUAUAUUUCCUUACCCAGUUUUAAAAAAACAUCAUUUUUGAGCACUUCAGCUAGACUUAUUUCAGUAUUAUUUGUUAUAAUUAUGAUUGACGCGGGAGCAGUCAAAAAGAACAAGAGGUGGGGUAUUUUGUGGGCAGAAACCAAAUGAAAGAACCUAUGUUUUGCACUGUAUCAACUCUAAUUUUAUGCUUUAUUUCGGUAAAUCUAGGGUAUUUCUUCUUAAUCAUCAUUCAUAAACAUAUAGGCAAACUUUGAGCAUCAUAAAUGUUUUUAUGAAGUUGUUUAGUACCAAACUGCCUCCUACCCCACUAUGUAGCAUAGUUUAACCAACACAUAAUUAUGAAAGAAAAUUUUAUAAUUGCCCCUUUCUUGUUUUGCCUAUUUCUAAAUCCUGUAUGCCAAAGGUAAACAGAGUUUGAGGAUUAUCAAAUUUUUCUCUUUUGCCCAUUUCUAAAUCCUGUGUGUCAAAACUAAUGAUAAUGUGGGGAUUAUCAAAGUUUUCAUGUAUGUAUUGGUAUAUUUGUGCUAAUAUAUGGCUUAUUAGAAUGGCUCUUUGCAAAGUUAUUAAUAUUUUAAAAGUAUAACACUUCUGUAAUUUGGAAGAGUUUAGUAGCAGUUAUAUUCUUUGAAUAGUCUCUUACCAGUAUGUACCAGGGGAAAAAGAGAACUAAUGUGGAAACCACAGGGAAAGCGGGGUUGGACUGAGGGGACUCUUAACAGUAUUUCCAGCUAUUCAUUUCCUUCCUUCAACAGGAGAAUGGAAGCAUGUUGUCUUACAUUUAUUGGCUGUUCAUAUAUCUCUAUAUUGUUUUCAAGUUGAGAUUUCUUCAAUUUAUUAGUGUUUCAAUACUACUUGCAAUUCUAAGGCCUUUAAAUGUAGGACAUAUUGUAUAGUAGAAAUCCUGACUUUAAAGUGUCUUGUGUAUUAUAACACAUUUUGAGAAGAAAAGCUAAAUAAUUCUGUUGGAUUGUUUCCAAUCCUUUAUUUUGGUCUUUUUCUUUUUAAAUUCAAGUGUUUUGUAUGCUUAGAAAAAGGACAUGUAUAAAAGCAAGAUUGGUUAUUUCUAAGCUGGAAAUUGGAAACUUUGAAACUCAGGAAAUUGCUCUGACAAUGUUUUAACUGCUCUCAAUUUAAGAAAAUGACAAAAUGUAUAAAAAAGACACAGAAAUAAUGUGUGCUGUUUUUUCCAAGUGCUUUUUCUAAGUGCUUUUCCAUUGUGCAAUUGAGGUGAAGUUUGAUAAUUUUUCUGUGUAGUGGUUAAAUAUUGCUUAUUUUUAUUUACAUGGUAAAGAAAACAGAUUUAAAUGUUUGCGUGGCCAAAAAAAAUUGUCAUUUAAAAGGUAAAGUAAGUUUGUGUAGAAUGUAUGUUAAUGGUGCUGAUUUUUAAAAUGUAAUUCAAGUUUACAGUGUUACUUAAUGUCUCUUUGCAGAAUUUAUUAGAGAAAUAAGGCUAGAAUACAUCUACAUCCCGAAGAGGUUUUUAUAACUUCACAUUACAUGAUGAUGAAUUUUAUUAUUUUCCUUAAAGUUGAGCAAUUGAAUUUUAUGGCCCAAAUGAUGAACCCUGAUUAACAAAUGAUUGAAUUAACCAUGAGACUUCUCAUUAAAAUAUAUUGCAGCUGUCAGUUGGAGAAUAUAUUAUAAAAUUUUCAGAUAGUAUAUAAGAAACAAAAUACUUUUAUUUGUACUAUAAAGAAAAUAUAAUUUUGCUCUUAACUCUGUACUUUUUUAUUGAAAAUGUUUUAUAACUUUGCUUUUAAAAUUUCUUAUGAAAUCAUAUGAAAAUUACAUACUUAAUUUAAUAAAAUACUUUAACCACUG